Messenger RNA from Aplysia californica (California sea hare), 690 nucleotides. RefSeq lists its product as uncharacterized. The record is from RefSeq and is a predicted model, not a curated record. Bases 334 to 690 code for a protein of 118 amino acids. NCBI's taxonomy places the organism in Eukaryota, Metazoa, Mollusca, Gastropoda, Aplysiida, Aplysiidae. The transcript has 4 exons.
CGAUAUUGCCUCAACUGUAAACUCAUUAAGAAUCUGUUGCAACCACCCUCUUGGAUUUUUAAAAUUAGUUUUUAAAAUACAGCAAACAUGUGUUUACCAAAUAAAUAUUGAUCUGUUCAGACAAAUUAAUGCAAGUCAUUGUGCAAAAGGGGGAGAGUCUAUGUUCUUCAGUUUAGGAAAUAGUUGACCAUCAUAAGUUGCGCCUCAAAUUUUGGACCGCACUAUGGUGCAUUUUAACAGCUUAUCAAUGUUUUGUUUGUGUGUUUGCCUUUCCUCUAGCUGGGCGACAAGUUUGUGCAAAAUCUGUUCAACCUCUCGUCAGGAUCCCACAGAAUGGACAGAGGCAAAGAGCAAGAAAAUUUCUUGAAGAAAGAGUGGUUGGAAAAGCCUGGACUAGACAGAGAUUUAGACGCCGUAGAAAAGCAAGAACAGAAGUUCGGGGAUAUGCCAAAAAGGCCCGCCAAGAUGGACGAGAUACCGAGCUUCAAGAAAGACGAUAUCUUGGAUAACACGCGGCACAUCAAAGUGAACGAGCAAGACAAACACGACAAGUGGAUCGUGGUGACGUCAAUCGCCUUGCCCACUGCUGACGUCAAGUUCCUGUCUCAGAUACCCGAAUGGAAGGUGGUGGUCGUUGGCGAUACCAAGACACCCGUUAAUUGGAGGCUCCUCAAGGCACCCUUUAUAUGA